This is a messenger RNA of Andrographis paniculata, 1403 nucleotides long. RefSeq names its product prohibitin-1, mitochondrial-like. The coding region runs from base 187 to 1056 and encodes 289 amino acids. Lineage: Eukaryota; Viridiplantae; Streptophyta; Magnoliopsida; Lamiales; Acanthaceae. The record is from RefSeq and is a predicted model, not a curated record. Gene Ontology annotation, biological process: mitochondrion organization. The transcript has 6 exons. Gene Ontology annotation, cellular component: mitochondrion; membrane.
GCAUUGAAAAAAAAUUAGAAAAUAGACAUCAUCCCCUCUCCAAAACCCUAAUAAUGACUUUUGAGUACUGACCUCUUCCCCAAGUUUGCUCGCUCUCUAAAACCCUGUCCGUUUUAUACGCCUUCUCCAUAUCUCCUUCAAAGAUCGUAUUCUUAUUCGUUCUCUACUGAUUGAGUUGCUUAAAAGAUGAACCUAAACAAUGUCAACAUUCCCAAAAUGCCUGGUGGUGCGGCCUCUGCCUUAAUCAAGUUGGGAGUCGUUGCAGGUCUUGGUGUGUAUGGAAUAUCUAACAGCCUCUACAAUGUUGAUGGAGGCCACCGAGCCAUUGUUUUCAACCGUCUUGUUGGGAUCAAAGACAAGGUGUAUCCUGAAGGGACACACAUCAUGAUCCCAUGGUUUGAAAGGCCAGUUAUUUAUGAUGUCCGAGCUCGACCUCAUCUUGUGGAGAGCACUUCUGGCAGUCGAGACCUUCAGAUGGUUAGAAUAGGUCUUCGAGUUCUCACACGACCUGUCCCAGAUCAGUUGCCCACUAUUUAUCGCACCCUUGGUGAAAACUACAAUGAGAGAGUUCUGCCUUCAAUAAUUCAUGAGACUUUGAAAGCGGUGGUUGCUCAAUACAAUGCUAGCCAACUGAUCACACAAAGAGAGAAUGUCAGUAGGGAAAUACGGAAAAUAUUGACCGAGAGAGCUGCCUUCUUUAAUAUUGCAUUAGAUGAUGUGUCAAUUACCAGCCUCACAUUUGGGAAGGAGUUCACUGCAGCAAUUGAAGCUAAACAGGUAGCAGCGCAAGAAGCUGAGAGAGCCAAAUUUGUAGUUGAAAAGGCCGAGCAAGACAAACAAAGUGCUAUCAUAAGAGCCCAGGGUGAGGCUAAGAGUGCCCAGCUGAUUGGUCAAGCCAUUGCCAACAAUCCGGCCUUUAUUACACUCAGGAGGAUUGAAGCAUCCAGAGAAAUUUCGCACACAGUGGCUGCAUCGAACAACAAGGUGUAUUUGAACUCUGAUGAGCUGUUGCUAAACCUUCAGGAUCUGAACUCAGAGCAGGUUGGGAAGAGGUAAGACUCACCAUUUCAAUUUUUUUUCUCUUCGGUGAUAUGAUAUACACAAUUGAUAUAUAAAAAUGCUGCCCGCUCAACUGGGUGUUAUUUAAUCGUUGAGGCACAUUACAUGAUUUACAUUAAUCAUUCAAUGAUUCAGCUAUGCCCUUUGGUUGUUUUCACAAAUGUUUGUGUGUGUGUGUCAAUCAUCUUUGUUUUUGCUUUGUUCGGACAUGUGUUUCUGUGUUAAUACAAACUUGCUUUGAGCAUGCAUAUGCUAUUCCAAAUUCUUUGUGCUUCUCUCUCAAGUUAUCUUAGUAAUGACUCGGUUCAUACCAUAUUAUUAUUUAAUCCCUCCGUCCUAUGUUU